AGUUCGUAUACGGUACCGUCUCUCUCUCUACCUAGCUCUCUGAACGUUUCUUUCUUUACUUCGACAGAAUCAAUCCGGAAGUGUUAAUAAUUCACAAAUCCAGUCAAGCUAGGGAUUUGAACACAUUUGCAUCAUGUCCCACCAAACUGGUAUACAACCUUCAGAUGAAUUAGAGACAGUAAUAAAAGAAGCCAAAAAUGAGGGAGGAACCAUAAGAGUAAUCAAAGUGGUAAUUGAAGAAGAGGAACUGGUGGUAGCAGCAAAACAUGAUGCAGUUGGCUCAUGGGAAGAUGAUUUUGAUGUAUUAGUACCACCAUUGCUUGAGGAAAAGAGUCCUUGCUACAUCUUUUACCGGAAGGACACUAAAGAUGCUCAGGGAUAUAAGUGGAUUUUCAUCCCAUUUGUCCCAGAUGACAGUCCGGUUCGUCAAAAAAUGUUGAGUGCAAGUACAAAGGCAUCAAUGAAGACAUUUUUUGGAGGAACUACUGUCAUAGAUGAUGAACAAGCAUGCACAAAAAAGUCUGAGGUGUCCUUACAAGGUUAUCGUGAACAUCAGGCAGCAAAAGAUGUUGCUGGUCCUUUGACAGAAAGAGAAGAAGAGAUAUUGCUGGUACAGAAAAAUGAAACAAGAUCAGAUAUUGGUGUGCACACCAAGAAUCAGACCUUACCAGGCCUUGCCUUCCCAGUAGAGGAAGCAGCCCUUGAGAGAAUAAAGGAAGUCUUGGACUCGCGAAACACUUACGUACAGUUGUUGAUUGAUGUUGACGCAGAGAUGAUCAGGUUAGCAAGUUGUGAACAUACAGAUGUGAAUACUUUGCCAUCUAGAGUGCCUGAUGAUAGUCCCAGAUAUCAUCUAUUUGUGUUUCCCCAUGUCUAUGAAGGAGAUAAACUCAACAGCAUAGUGUUCAUCUACACAAUGCCUGGCUACAAGUGCUCAGUGAAAGAGAGGAUGUUGUACUCUAGUUGUAAGGCUCCAUUGCUUUUUUCCUUGGAGCAAAUGGGAUUUGAAAUAGCAGCUAAGAUUGAAAUUGAAGAACGCAAAGAACUGACAGAGGACUUCCUGAUGAGUGAAAUUCAUCCUAUAAGAAUUGUUCAUAAGCCAAAGUUCAGCAAACCUCAGGGACCAGCAGGAAGGAGAGGUCAAUCAAGGGUCACAAAUACUAAAAAAUAAAUAAGCUAUAGAGAAUUUUUUUAAAUGCAUAGAAUAUUGAGCUAAGAAUAGGAAAGUGCUUGGGAUUAAUAUAUGUAUUGAAAAUAGAAAGUAGAGGUCAACCAUAGCUCAUUUUAUCUUUAUGUAGUAUAACAAUCCCCCAUGACCUCUCUGGUCCAAAAGAGAUUGAAUCAUGUCUAUAAAUCUUUCUUCCCAACCAUUAAUUUACAUCUUUAUAUUAUAUGUUCAUGAAAUUGCCUUAAAGAAUCUAGUCCAUCAUAUUCUCAUUUCACUAUGUUGUGUCUGUGAAUAAUUUAUUUGUAGAAAUCCUGUAUUGUUAUACAUGUAGUCAAAGUACACUUCCUUGAGGCAUAUCUCAGAAUCUGCUCCAUUGCCAGUGUAAAAAGUAACCUUAGUAAAAAAAAAAUAUCUCACUUGUCAUUGGGCAUGUUUGUUACUAAAAUUCAAAUUGAUUGAUAUGUUGUGGGUUAGGAGAUCCACUUAUUUGUAGUUCAAACAAUAUAUUUUCCUGUAUCAAUGCUAUAUAAAUUGAAGAAUUGCAAAAACUUAGUUGAGUGGUAGUCUUAUAAUCCAGUCUAUUAAUUUAAAACCAGUUGAUGUGCUUGUUUCCUGUGAUAAAAUGAAUAUUCAUUACCACAUCAUUGGUUUUGUAGUUGUAUUCCACUUUAAAUAGUUGAAACUGAAUAUUGGUAAAUGCAUGUAUCUUGCAUCUUCUAUUGGGAAUUGUUACAAUUAGAUACUGGGGCCCUAUUUCAUACUUAGAAUUAGUGAUAACUCUGCAUCCAAUCAAAUCUAUGUUCCAGUUGAAAAUACAAUAUCAUGAUAUAUCUUUAUGUCUGUACUUUGUAAAUGUAACCGUUUUCUCAAGGGCUUGUCUUCUGGCUGACAGAUUACCAUGUGGCUUUCAUGACCCAUCACUUGUGACUCUUCAGAAUAUCAUUUCAUAAAAUGUUGUUUAAUAUUUAAGUUACCAUAAUGAGAUUCAUACGUGCUUCUCUGUCAACUUGUCAGACAAAAAUAUUGAUUUCCAGGAGCUAAACAUAGGGAGAUCUUCAGUAACCAUCAGAGAAUGAACUGAUUGUGCAGUGCAAGGAGACAGGCCCUCUAGACUUUCAUUAGCUAUCUUACUUAUGUGCAGCCACUAGUUAUGUAAACAUUGAAAAGGAGAGGAUGUCGAAGGAAAUCUGAUCUGUUUCUUUGUAGUAAAUGUACCCUGAACAAAAGUAUGUAUUAAAUUUUGACUUUGUCUCUCUCUCUCCAAAUCUUUCUCAAUCCCCUAUCCAUUUUCUUUCUUUCGAUCAUACCCACCCCCUUUCUCCACUCCUUCCCUCUUUUCUAAUUUUUUGUCCAUUCUCCAAUUCCCUACACUAGUGCCAGGAUGGUUGUUCCACAGAUAAUUAAUUUGAAGUAAUGCCAUGCUCAGAAAGUGCUAUUAAAUGUAUUUGGCUUUUAUGGUACAUCAUCGAUUUCAAGAACUCAUACCUCCUGAGCAUGGUGGGGGGGGGGGGUGAGACUGAAUUGAAAAGCAGUGUAAAUAUAUGAAGAUUUGUCUCCAGAUUCUUUUUGAAGAAAGUCAAUAAAUAUUCAAGAGAAGGUUUAUAAUAUUACAGAACUUUUGUAUAAAUUUUAUUAUGAUUAUUGUUAACAAUGAAUAAAAGCACAGAAAACAAACUUUUAUUUACUUUUUUUAUUCAUUCAAUUGUGCAUGUCACAACCACCACUGCAAAUAGACCAGCCAUUCUGAGAUUUCAUGUGCAUGGUUCUUAAUUGAUUAUCCUGAC
Messenger RNA from Lytechinus variegatus (green sea urchin), 2952 nucleotides. Its product is annotated as twinfilin-1-like. Gene Ontology annotation, cellular component: actin filament; myofibril; cytoplasm. Lineage: Eukaryota; Metazoa; Echinodermata; Echinoidea; Temnopleuroida; Toxopneustidae. The transcript is spliced from 9 exons. Gene Ontology annotation, biological process: barbed-end actin filament capping; actin filament depolymerization; positive regulation of neuron projection development. Gene Ontology annotation, molecular function: actin filament binding; actin monomer binding. Bases 134 to 1171 code for a protein of 345 amino acids. The record is from RefSeq and is a predicted model, not a curated record.